Nylanderia fulva is the source of this 940-nucleotide messenger RNA. RefSeq names its product biogenesis of lysosome-related organelles complex 1 subunit 4-like. Gene Ontology annotation, cellular component: BLOC-1 complex. The record is from RefSeq and is a predicted model, not a curated record. NCBI's taxonomy places the organism in Eukaryota, Metazoa, Arthropoda, Insecta, Hymenoptera, Formicidae.
ACGCACACGCAGUAUUAUUAUUGACACUUGGAGCUGACAUAAUAGAGAAAGGAAUAUACACGAAUUUUCAGAUUAAUGAAUUGCUUUUGAUCAUAAUUUGACAUUUCACUUAUCUUGAACAAUAUGUCAAAGUUACUGAAACAUAUCCAAUUGUUUUUUGAUAUAAAACAAGUCAUUUUAUCCAUAUAUACUUAAAUAUUUGUUUUAACCUAUAAUAACAUACAUACAUAUCUUGAUGUACAUUUAAUUACGUAUUAUUAGUAAAAUGUCAUCUUCUCAUACGACAGAAUUGACCGAACAGUUGGUUAAAGAUUAUGGGAAUUAUGCCAAAGUGGAUUGGGACAAUCAGAUGAGAAAUUUCCGUGAUAUUAUUGAGGAUACAUUGAUACGACUGGAAGAGUAUCAAUCAAUUGUUACAAUGGUGGAGAAUGGCAGUGCAGAGUGCAUACAGCAGCAUCUUCCAAAAUUACAAUACAUGAAGGAUGGUAUGACCAGUCUUUGUAGAAGAAUAGAUGCAUUGGAGCAUGUUGUCGCAAUGGCCAAUAUGAAUUUAAGUUCACUAGAAGCCACUGUAGAUAAGGCAGAAACAGAAUUAGGUGUAUCAGAUAGAUUAUUUGGGAUACUAAACCCUUUAUCAUUUUUUAAAAAAACUCAAGAACCUGUGGUAUCAAAUACGGUGUCAAUAUAUAAAUCACCAGUAAUUUACAAGUCUGAUGACUAUUUUCAAAAGAAUAAAAUACAACUUGCAUAUGAAAAAGGUUUGGAAUAUGGAAUAUCUGCUAUUGGAUUAAAUUCAGAAAAAUAUAAACUUAAGUAAAUCAGUAAUAUCUAAAUAACUAUGAAACAAAAGUUGUGAACAUUGGACAAAUUUGAUGAUUUUUUAAUUUCUGUUAUGUAUUAGCUGUUCAUAUCAUAGAAAUAAUAGCUAUUUAACUCAUAA